Messenger RNA from Cyphellophora europaea CBS 101466, 630 nucleotides. RefSeq names its product nascent polypeptide-associated complex subunit alpha. NCBI's taxonomy places the organism in Eukaryota, Fungi, Ascomycota, Eurotiomycetes, Chaetothyriales, Cyphellophoraceae. Gene Ontology annotation, biological process: protein targeting to membrane. The record is from RefSeq and is a predicted model, not a curated record. Gene Ontology annotation, cellular component: cytoplasm; nascent polypeptide-associated complex. The transcript has 3 exons. The coding region runs from base 1 to 630 and encodes 209 amino acids.
AUGUCGAACCCUCGUGUUGAAGAGCUCCCAGACGACGAGCCCACCAAGAAGACCACCGCCGAGGAGGCUUCUGACUCCUCCGACUCCGAGAACGAGGAAGGUGCCGGUGAGGGCGAGGCCAACAUCCCGGCCGGUUCUGCUGUUGCCGUCCACAGCCGCAACGAGAAGAAGGCUCGCAAGGCAAUUGGCAAGCUUGGACUCAAGCAUGUUCCAGGCAUCACAAGAGUUACUCUGCGGAGACCGAAAGGUAUCCUCUUCGUCAUCUCCAACCCUGAUGUCUACCGAUCUCCUACCAGCAACACGUGGAUUAUCUUCGGUGAGGCCAAGAUCGAGGAUUUGAACUCUCAACACCAGGCUGCCGCUGCUCAGCAGCUCGCCGCCGCCGAGCAAGCCAACCAAGACCACUCCGGUCAUGACCACUCCGCCGAGGAGGGCAAGGGCAAGGCCGUUGAGGACAAGAAGCCAGAAGAAGAUGACGACGAUGACGAGGAAGUCGACGACAGCGGUCUUGAGGCCAAGGACAUCGAGCUCGUCAUGACACAAGCCAACGUCAGUCGGAAGAAGGCCGUGAAAGCUCUGAACGAGAACGGGAACGACAUUGUCAAUUCGAUCAUGGCGCUAAGUGUAUGA